AAUCGAUCAGAGAGUGGAAGAUGGCGGUGGACGGAGUUAACGGGGCAGGAUCGAUCGCCGAAAACCUCGAUUGGGUUUGUUUUCCCUAACUGAGUCAAACAGUAUACAACACCGGCCGCUCCGACACUUUGGCAGCGGAGACAGAAAGCGACAGCAAGCAGCUGUAGUCCACGCCUUGGUCCAGAUGCCCAGAGGCCUUCUGGACCAUGGAGUUCCCGUGGCAUAGUGGGAAGGUUCUGGAGCAGCUGAACCGCCAACGCAAACAGGGCCUGCUGUGUGACUGCACCUUUGUUGUGGAUGGGGUGGAUUUUAAGGCCCACAAGGCUGUGCUGGCCGCCUGCAGCAUCUACUUCCGCACCCUGUUCUUGGACCAAAAGGAUGUUGUGCAUCUGGACAUUAGUAAUGCAGCAGGUUUGGGUCAGAUCCUGGAGUUUAUGUACACAGCCAAACUGAGUUUAAACCCUCAGAAUAUAGAGGAUGUCCUGGCUGUUGCAACCUUUCUGCAGAUGCAAGAGAUUAUAAACGCCUGCUCUGCUUACCAGUCAAUGGCAAACCCAGCUCCAUCUGUUGUAACACUGGAUAUCACAGUCGAUGAUAAAGCAGAUAAAGAAGAGCAGAGGCAGGAAGUGGAGUCCACCCUGAUGGAGGUAGCAUCACAAGCAGAGGAGAGUUCACCACAGUCCACCACAGAGGAGAAGAGCUCCCCUACUGAUGCAGAAAACCUGAAGGAAGAAGCCUCUGCUGACAUACAACAGACUGUUCCUCCGUCCAAAACCCCCCCAGGCCGAGGACGACCUCCUAAAAGCAACAGCACAACUGCUCAGAAGAAGACCACAAUGAAGAAGGAGGCAGAAAAGCCUGCACAGGAUUUUCAAGACAGUCCCGCAGACGCAGACUACACACCCAAAUCACCCGUUAAAUCUGCUGGAGGCUCCUCCUACAUGAGCUCCAGAGGAAGAAGAAUCCGAAAACCUCCUCAACGGAACUUCCCACCUGACAAUGACUCAGAGGAUGAAGUCAGUUCAUACACAGCAGGUUCUAAAGUGGUGGAGCUGACUGAAGGACAGGACGAUGACAACGCCGAUGGCUCUGAGGAGACCUGCGGCGUGGAGGCUGAUGAUGAAGAGGGGGUUACGGAGGAAGACGCCGAGGGCGUCCAGCAGGCGGAAGGAAGCGAGUCAAGCAGCGACAGAGACGGGCGACAAAGUCAGUCUGCGUCGAUGAGCAGCCGAUCAGAGUCGAAGCCGUACAGCUCAGUCACGCACAAGUGUGAAGACUGCGGGAAGAAAUUCACCCACACCGGGAAUUUCAAGAGGCAUAUGCGCAUUCACACAGGAGAGAAACCAUUCAGCUGUCGGGACUGCAACAAAGCCUUCUCUGACCCAGCAGCCUGUAAAGCACACGAGAAAACCCACAGUCCUUUGAAGCCAUACUGCUGCUCCACAUGUGGGAAGAGCUACCGUCAGAUCAGUCUGCUCAACCUACACCGUAAGCGUCACACCGGCGAGGCGCGCUACAGCUGCGAGAUGUGCGGCAAACUCUUCACCACAUCUGGCAACUUGAAGCGCCACCAGCUGGUGCACAGCGGCGAGAAACCAUACCACUGCGACUUCUGCGAGAAAGCCUUCUCCGAUCCCACGGCCAAGAUGAGACAUCUAGAAACACACGACACGGAGAAGGGCAACAAAUGUCCACACUGUGACAAACGCUUCAACCAGGUGGGAAAUCUUAAGGCUCACUUAAAGAUCCACAUCACAGACGGACCUCUCAAGUGCAAGGAAUGUGGGAAACAGUUCACCACUUCAGGAAACCUGAAGAGACAUCUGCGGGUUCACAGUGGAGAGAAACCAUAUGUGUGUGUGCACUGUCAGAGAGCAUUCAGUGACCCCGGAGCUCUGCAGCGCCAUGAACGCAUCCACACAGGAGAGAAGCCAUGUGUGUGUGUGGUUUGUGGAAAGGCGUUCACCCAGGCCAGUUCCCUCAUCGCUCACGUCCGCCAACACACCGGUGAAAAGCCCUAUGUGUGUGACCGAUGUGGAAAAAGAUUCGUCCAGUCCAGUCAACUGGCCAAUCACAUCCGACAUCAUGACAACGUCCGCCCGCACAAGUGUCACAUGUGCAACAAAGCGUUUGUGAACGUUGGAGACCUGUCCAAGCACAUCAUCAUUCACACAGGGGAGAAACCGUUCCUUUGUGACAAAUGUGGCCGAGGGUUCAACCGCGUGGACAAUCUGCGCUCCCACGUCAAGACUGUCCACCACGGCAAGGCAGGGAUGAAGCGGCUGGUGGUCGCUGGUGGUAACACUGAUGAGGGGACCGACGGUUGUACCAGGGCAUCUACCUCAGACAGUGAGAUCAACAUAGUCACUGUCACCACUGAGGACAUCGUUACCCUGGCAACAGAGGCCCUGGCAGCCUCCGCUGUAGCUCAGCUGACAGUGGUUCCAGUGGGUACGUCAGUGUCUGCAGAUGAAACUGAGGCUUUGAAAGCUGAAAUCACCAAAGCAGUGGAGAAAGUUCAAGAAGCAGACCCCAACACCCAGAUCUUAUACGCUUGUGAUUCGUGUGGGGAUAAGUUCUUGGACGCCAGCUCGUUAGCCCAGCACGUCCGCAUCCACACGGCCCAGGCCCUGGUCAUGUUCCAGGCAGAUUCAGACUUCUACCAGUACACCACAGCCACUGCCGCAGAGGGGGACGCAGCCACAACCUGGCAACCCACGGCUGAACAGGUCAUCCAGGAAGGAGAGCUGAUCUUCCGCACCGACGACGGAGAGGAGGGGGGGGCGGGAGGAGGGGUGGAGACCCAAACAGUAGUCCAGAUGGAGGAGAAGGAUGGAGCCGAGGCCGGGGAGGAGGAAGGACAACACAUGGAGUGUGAGAGUCAGGCAUAGGGAACAAAUAUGUACGGAAGAACAUUUAUGGAGUCAGGCAUAGGGAACAAAUAUGUACGGAAGAACAUUUAUGGAGUCAGGCAUAGGGAACAAAUAUGUAUGGAAGAACAUUUAUGGAGUCAGGCAUAGGGAACAAAUAUGUACGGAAGAACAUUUCUGCCACUGUGAUCGAAAGGAUCUAAACAGAAGGAGUUCAUAUGGUCAGAGCAGAAGUCAAACAGUACAAGGACUAAAGUCUGUGGACCUGUUUUCUAACAGGGCUCUGGGAUCCGAAACAAUAAUGACUAAUGUCAGAAUAUAGUUUUGUAUUAUGGGAUAGAUAUUCUAUUGAUUAUUAAUAUUAAUGUUUCUGUGUCCGAUCCUCAUGAACAGGACAUCUGACAGCUGGAGACAUGAUGUGUCCACAUAUUUAUGUCCAUAGAGUUCAGAAACAUCAACUAGUGCGUUGACCAGUGUGGAUCUACAGGUUGUAGAUGUGAUAGUUUUAUGCUGUUGUGUAUUCGUACAUGCUGUACCACAUUUGUCCAGCAGUCACCACCAAAGCUUCAUGGGCAUAGCAACAAGAUUGUACGGAUAUUGUAUUAAAAAUUACUAAUAUCUCCCAAAAUUAUUGAUCCUAUCAACUUGCUGUUUUCACUAGUCUGUUCAUUGACCAAAAAUACAUAAGAAUGACAAACUGCAACAGUCAGAUCUGUAUGGAGUUAGUGUGAAUCCACACACACAUACACACACACACACACACACACACGCAGAGGCCACUUGGCUUUUAUAAUAUAGAUGUUUCCUUAAAGUUUAAUGGUAGAUUUUUCUUCCUCGGUCAGAUGUGAAGAAAAU
Sphaeramia orbicularis (orbiculate cardinalfish) is the source of this 3725-nucleotide messenger RNA. It is a transcript of the gene zbtb17, whose product is annotated as zinc finger and BTB domain containing 17. The transcript is spliced from 15 exons. Bases 207 to 2891 code for a protein of 894 amino acids. NCBI's taxonomy places the organism in Eukaryota, Metazoa, Chordata, Actinopteri, Kurtiformes, Apogonidae. Gene Ontology annotation, molecular function: RNA polymerase II cis-regulatory region sequence-specific DNA binding; protein binding; DNA-binding transcription repressor activity, RNA polymerase II-specific. Gene Ontology annotation, cellular component: nucleoplasm. The record is from RefSeq and is a predicted model, not a curated record. Gene Ontology annotation, biological process: regulation of cytokine production; regulation of immune system process; negative regulation of transcription by RNA polymerase II.